Staurois parvus is the source of this 1593-nucleotide messenger RNA. The record is from the annotation of a GenBank genome assembly. Lineage: Eukaryota; Metazoa; Chordata; Amphibia; Anura; Ranidae.
UUCCCGCCUGUCUGAGGAGGCAGGGCGUUCAGUACGCAGGCGCGUUUGGUGCAUUGUGGGAGGCUGCGGCCCAGUCAGGUUCUUGUCGUUGUUGGAUGGCGGCGGUGUGCUGCUCGCUGUAGCCGGCCGCUGUCUGCCCCCCAUCCCCCCUCCGCCGAACUGUACUAAUCGUGUGUGUGUGUCCCUCUUGUUGUGUGUUAGAGCAGGAGAGGCGCCAUGACUUCGAGCACAGACGUCAUCCAGGUGACCAACGUGUCCCCCAGCGCCAGCUCCGAGCAGAUGAAAACACUCUUCGGCUUCCUGGGCAAGAUCGACGAGCUGCGCCUCUUCCCGCCCGAUGAUUCUCCUUUGCCUGUAACAUCUCGUGUCUGUUUUGUAAAGUUCCAUGAUCCAGAGUCUGCGGUGGUGGCCCAGCACCUGACUAACACAGUGUUCGUGGACCGAGCAUUAAUAGUGGUUCCGUACGCGGAAGGAAUCAUUCCUGAUGAGGCCAAAGCUCUGACACUUGUGGCCCCAGCUAAUGCGGUCACUAGUUUGCUACCAGGUGGAGGACUCCUGCCUACUCCGAACCCCCUCAGUCAGAUUGGAGCUGUUCCCCUUUCUGCGCUGGGAGCACCUACACUGGAUCCCACUCUUGCGGCUCUCACUCUUCCAGGAGCCAAUCUAAACUCACAGUCUCUUGCAGCAGAUCAGUUGUUGAAGCUCAUGAGCACAGUGGAUCCAAAGCUGAAUCAUGUGACGGCUGGGCUAGUGUCACCAAGCCUGAAAUCUGAUGCCUCGAAUAAAGAUAUCGAGGAGGCAAUGAAGCGUGUCCGGGAGGCUCAGUCCUUGAUAUCUGCAGCUAUUGAGCCAGAAAAGAAAGAUGACAAGUCGAAAAAGCAUUCAAGGUCACGUUCCCGAUCCAGGAGGAGGAGGACACCCUCUUCUUCCAGACACAGGCGAUCUAGAAGUAGAUCAAGGAGAAGAUCUCAUUCAAAGUCUAGAAGCCGGCGGCGAUCAAAGAGCCCACGCAGGCGAAGAUCACACUCACGGGAAAGAACCCGCCGCUCUCGAUCCAAGUCUAGUUUUAGAGAGAAAAAGCGAGAAGAAAAGGAGAAAAAACGAUCCAAAACACCUCCUAAAAGCUACAGCACAAGCAGACGGUCUAGAAGCACAAGCAGAGAUCGGAGGCGCAGGAAGAGUCGAACUGCAUCUCGGUCUCCUAAAAAGCCAAGGUCACCGAAGAGGAAGUACUCACGCUCUCCUUCACCAAGGAGACACAAAAAAGAAAAGAAGAAGGAUAAGGAGCGUGAGAGGAACAGGGAUGAAAGAGAACGAUCUUCCAGCAAGAAGAAGAAGAGCAAAGAUAAAGAGAGGGAACGUGAGCGGAGAUCAGAAAGUGAAAAAGACGUGAAACAGGUAACCCGGGAUUAUGAUGAAGAGGAGCAGGGCUACGACAGCGAGAAGGACAAGCGAGAAGAGUACAUGGUUUCAGAGGCCAGCGGGCCGCAAGACUGCGAGACCACGGCUGAGCCAGCAAGCAGCGACUCGCCAAAGGACUCCAAAGUGAAUGGAGACGAUCAUCACGAGGAAGACAUGGAUAUGAGCGAUUAA